Molecule: messenger RNA, 2282 nt
Organism: Zingiber officinale
Lineage: Eukaryota; Viridiplantae; Streptophyta; Magnoliopsida; Zingiberales; Zingiberaceae
Product: probable protein phosphatase 2C 39
Exons: 6
Coding region: 576-2135 (519 amino acids)
Biological process (GO): protein dephosphorylation
Molecular function (GO): protein serine/threonine phosphatase activity
Source: RefSeq, a predicted model, not a curated record
GAGCCCUCCCCCCGGCCGUGCCUUUUCUGUGGCGGAAGCAAGAAGAUGGCGAACAGCGAUAUGUGACGCUCGCCAUUCUCGCAAUCACGAUCACAGGCACAGAUCCGGUGAUGUAAUCUAGCGAUCCCAAGUUGCCAAUUUGUUGUUUAAAAAUAUGCAUCAGAAUCCAACACGCAUCCGAAUCACUAUUUUAACCUGGUCAAUCGCCCUCUCUGCCUCUCUGUCCCCCCGGAUUCGUUUCCACGAGCCUUGAGAGAAAAAUCGGAGUCGCUGCUCCGAUUGCGCGCCUUCUCAGCUUCACGCUUUCCGUCUUCAGGUGUUCUCGGAUUUGCCAUAUUUAUCCAUCGGGAGAUCGAUCGAAGGAUGGAUUGAGGGGGGCGUCGCCGUCGUCUGAUGAUGUGUGGGAUUUGAGUUGAUGGAAACAGCGGUGUGUGCAAAGAACAGAUUGAGUACUGGGGGUGUUUUACCUCGACCUUACUCGUGGGUUCUUUCAUUGAGUAGAAGACCUCCUUUUGGUUGGCAGGUUAUGCAUAUUCUUGAGUAUAGAAGUAGAAAGUUCUGUCAUUUCAAGUGAAAUGGGAACAAAGAUUUCUAUUGAAGAAAGUGCUAGAAACAACCAACUGUGCGCAAAAAACUUCUCAUUUUUUAUUUCUGAGAAAAUGGAAGAAUUUGUAAAAAAUACCAAAACUGCAAGUGAUCUCAGUGUUAGUUUUGGGUACCAGUGCAGUACCUUUCAGAUUAGCUCAUCUGAAGCAAGUUCUGAGAUGGAAUCCUCUCCUAGUUCACAUAUCCAAGAAUCCAACAUGAAGAUAAGAACCAGUUCUUUCUCCUGUUUGUCUGGUGCCGCACUCAGUGCAAAUGCUACCUUGGCAAACACCAACAUAUGCAAUGGUCUCAUUGGAGAAGAGAUUUUACCAGAACUAGACUCACCACAGUCUUUCAAAAGGGUGUCAUCUUCUGCAUCUCUCUCAAGACUGGACUUGCAUUCAUCACCUUCACCAUCUGAAAACGGUAUCCUCAGUGCUCCCACAAGGGUUCAGUCCUCAAGUUUUCUAAGUGCCAUGGAUGUGCAAAUGGCUGGUGGAGCAGCUGGUGAAGAUCGUGUUCAGGCAGUGUGCUCUGAAGAGAAUGGAUGGCUCUUCUGUGGAGUAUAUGACGGGUUCAAUGGGCGAGAUGCGGCUGAUUAUUUAGCUGUAACCCUUUAUGAAAACAUAGGCUGCAACUUGUUCUUGUUGGAGUGCAGUAUUACUCAAAAAAAUGCAGUGAAAAAUAUUGGCAGUAAGAGUGAGCUGUCCUUUACUAUUGAGAGUGGGAACAGAUUGGAGUCACUGUACUCUUUGGAGGAAGAGUUCUCAUCAGAUUCUUUCCAGCUAGGUGUGCUGAAUUGCCUUGGUAAUUCCUUGCUCCAAGCCGAGAAUGAUUUUAUGUACAGGGUAGAGCAAGAAAUGGAAGAUAGACCUGACUUAGUUUCAGUCGGUUCUUGUGUCUUAACAGUGCUUCUCCGUGGCAUGGACUUAUAUGUUAUGAAUCUAGGGGACAGUAGAGCUGUGCUUGCUACAAUUUACGCAAAGAAUGAAGCACCUCAAGCUAUACAGCUAACAGAGAACCACUCACUUGAGAAUGAGGCAGAAUAUAAGAGAAUUUUAUCUGAUCAUCCUGAUGAUCCUUCACCAAUUGUGGGUGGGAGAGUGAAAGGAAAAUUAAAACUUACACGAGCAUUUGGUGUUGGUUACUUGAAGAAGAAACAUUUGAAUGAAGCUCUAAUGGGAAUUCUUCGUGUUCGUGACCUGCGUAGUCCACCAUAUGUUCAUAAUCAUCCGUUCACUAUGAGUCAUAAAGUCUCAGAGAAUGACCUGUUUGUUGUUUUGGGCAGUGAUGGAUUGUUCGACUUCUUCACAAAUGAUGAAGUUGUGCAACUAGUUCACCAGUAUAUGCAGGACAAUCCAUUCGAUGACCCAGCAAAACACUUGAUCGAGCAGCUUGUGCUACGAGCUGCACAAAAUUCUGGUUUUUCUGUUGAGGAACUGAUGAACAUUCCUGUGGGAAGGAGAAGAAAGUACCACGACGAUGUGACUGUCAUUGUGAUCAUCCUUGGGAACAAGCAGCGAACCUCAACCGCAUCGACAUCGUUGUAGAAUAGUUGUGUUUGUUAUGGUUUGAGAAUAAUGUUGUGGCAUUUUGUAUGGCAAUGAAACAGUGCUAUAUGUCUUGGUGUAAAUGCUUAUGCAUUGGUGUUUUGUUAUGGCAAACUAUCGAGAAUGUUCUCUUUUGAUUGGGUUCAA